Marmota monax (woodchuck) is the source of this 1737-nucleotide messenger RNA. Its product is annotated as T-cell surface glycoprotein CD1a-like. The record is from RefSeq and is a predicted model, not a curated record. NCBI's taxonomy places the organism in Eukaryota, Metazoa, Chordata, Mammalia, Rodentia, Sciuridae. Gene Ontology annotation, cellular component: external side of plasma membrane. Gene Ontology annotation, biological process: positive regulation of T cell mediated cytotoxicity; antigen processing and presentation, exogenous lipid antigen via MHC class Ib; immune response. The transcript is spliced from 7 exons. Gene Ontology annotation, molecular function: exogenous lipid antigen binding; lipopeptide binding; endogenous lipid antigen binding. The coding region runs from base 1 to 1257 and encodes 418 amino acids.
AUGCUGUUUCUACUACUUCUGUUACUAGCUGCUCUAGUCCCAGGCAGUGACAGUGAAAUUGGGUUUGAAGAGCCUGUCUACUACCAUAUCAUCCAUACUUCAUCCUUUUGCAACAAUUCCUGGGUACAUCUGGGCUCAGGCUGGUUGGGGGAGCUGCAGAUUCACAGCUGGAACAUAAGCUCUGGUACCUUCGUUUACCUGUAUCCCUGGUCCAGGGGCCACUUCAGUGACAAGGAGUUGAUAGACCUGGAAAAAUUUUUCUGGGUACACAUCAUUGGGAAAAAAAGGCAACUGGAAAUUAUUACCAGACGUUUGAAGGAGCUUGUCUCCUACCAUCUCAUGCAGACGUCAUCCUUUCACAACCAUUCCUGGGUACAUCAGGGCUCAGGCUGGUUGGGUGAGCUGCAGACUCACAGAUGGAACAGCAGCUCUAAUACCAUCGUUUACCUGUAUCCCUGGUCCAGGGGCAACUUCAGUAAUAAUGAGUUGAUGGAUCUGGAAAAGUUUUUCCAUGUAUACUUCAGUGACCAUCAGGAAUUUUACAUUUUUCAAUUAAUGUUUAAAGAUCCCUUUGAUCUACAGGUGACAGCAGUCUGUGAACUGCACUCUGGGAAGUCCUGGGUAGGCUUUGUGUGGAUAGCUAUCCAAGGAUAUGAUUUCCUGAGCUUCCAGAAUGAAACAUGGUCACCAUCUCCAAAGGGUGGAAGAAAGGCCCAGAAAGCCUGCGAAAUACUCAAUAUGAACCAAGCCUACACUCAUAGGGUACAUACACUCCUCAGUGACACCUUCCCACGUUUCACCUUGGGUCUUCUUGAUGCAGGAAAGGCUCAUCUCCAGCAACAAGUGAAGCCUGAGGCCUGGCUGUCCAGUGGCCUCAGUCCUGGGCCUGGCCAUCUGCUGCUGGUGUGCCACGUGUCUGGCUUCUACCCAAAGCCUGUGUGGGUGAUGUGGAUGCGAGGGGAACAGGAGCAGCUGGGCACUCAGAGAGGUGACAUCCUGCCCAAUGCUGAUGGGACAUGGAAUCUCCAAGCAACCCUGGACGUGGCAGCUGGGGAGGCGGCUGGCCUGGCCUGCAGGGUGAAGCACAGCAGCCUAGGAGGGCAGGACCUCGUCCUCUACUGGGCACCUCCUAGUGCCCUGGGCUGGAUCCUCUUGGCAGUGAUAGUGGCCCUGGCUCUUCUGGCAGGUCUUGGAUUUUGGUUUAUGAAACGCUGGACACAGUGUGAAGCUCCCUGCAGUGCUCUCUCUUUGAAAUGAGGACCCAGCUACCCAGGUGCCCAGUGUACCCAUGAACACUGCAUGAUGAUAUUAUCACUUCAACUCUCCUUGUUAAAACUUUGCCAUUCAUUUCUGCUCCAUGAUCAUAUACCAAUAUAUGCUCAAUGUAAUCUUGUAGGAUUUGUUGUUCUAACCUGGCUUCUGUGGGUUCAACUCUGAAUGGAACAGGAUGUUUUCAGUGUCAGCCUGGUUAGAUGUAAUGUAUCAUCAGAUGCAUUUCAGGUGUCACAUCCUCCAGGGGUCCUUCCUUGAUCCACAGUGGGAAGCCAUCUCUCCUCCAUCUGUGCAUCCCCAGACUUCAAUUGUACCUCUCACUGCCUGGCAUCUCUGGCAAUUGUGUAGGUUCAUUUCUUCUUUUAAAUUUUUAAAAGUUUGAGAGCCAAGCACAUGCUUUUUAAGUCUCUGUAUCCCCAGUAAAGUGUCUAGCCUAUAUGUAGUAUGUUCUCAAUAAAAACUUGU